AUGAGACCCGCGGCUUGCCUUUUGUUUCUCGCUGCAUUUACGCUCGGCGCCGCAGCGGGCGUCCCGCCCGCCGUGAACAGUGGGAGCAACCAACAGACUGAGUCGUCGCGCGCGCCAUAUGGCGCGCGUGACGCCGAGCUGCUGCACAAGCGCUGGCAGGAGGAGGACAGCCAGCGGCAGUGCUUCGGAUUCUCACUGACACAGUCUAUUGCGCGGGAGGACUUUGAUUACCCGGACAUAACUACCGGCGAGCGGAAGACGGCCAAGAAGGGUGACCUCAUCAACUUGCGCUGCGACAGCGUGGUGUGCCCCAACCCUGUGGUGCCGGACUGCUACAUGGACGAGGGUGUGUGCGGCGACGACGAGUGGUGCCAGCUGGAGGAUCAGGUCCGGUUCGGGCCGUGGGCCAUGGCGGAUGGGGAGACGCCGAACCUGAACUCAGCAGAGUGCGAGCUGCUGCAGGCGCAGGGCUACUCCCUGCUGUUCGAGCAGGCGAGUUUUGAAUGGUUUUGCAAUGUCGUCUUGGGGUAUGGCCCGGCCCGUGCGCAGCGCCGGCGGCUUGCCCGAGCUGUGCGGCGCGGCGGGGCGGGGCGCCUCGGGCCGAGCCGCUUUGCACGCGCCGCGGCUGGCGCGCGCAUCGAAUGCGACGCCGCCCCCGCCGCGGGAACGCCCGCGCCACCGCAGGUCUGCCGCAACACGACGCACUGGGGGCCGUGGAAGCCGGUGCGCGGCCGCUGCUCCCAGUACCGGUCCGAGCAGCAGAGCUGCAACGCGUACUUUGCAGCCGUCACCCCGGCCUCCGCCGCCGCCGCCCGCAAGCACGGCAAGCACCAGAAGCGGCACCGCCGGGCCGGGCCCGGCGCGGGCGCCGCGAUGGGUGCGGGCCAGGGCGCCGGGGCGGGCGCCGGCGCCGCGGGGCUGGAGCGGCUGCUGCUUGAACCGCUGGAUGGGUUGUUUCACCCUGGCAAAAGCAGCGCCAUUCAGGACGAGCAGCAGCAGCAGCAGCAGCAGGAACUGGAGGCGGCCGGCGGCCGCCCCCAGUCCGAGAACGAUCUUGACUUUGACCUGGAGCAGUCCUUCGCGCUGUCGCCUCACUACGUGGUGUCGGAGGCCGACGGCCGGCCGCCCCUGCGGCCGCUGCUGUGCGCGCCGGGGCUGGUGUGCACGGGGGACGUUGACCCUAUGCCCAACACGUGCGUGAAGGUCAGGCCGCCCAACGUCUGCUAUCAG
Messenger RNA from Monoraphidium neglectum, 1230 nucleotides. RefSeq lists its product as hypothetical. The record is from RefSeq and is a predicted model, not a curated record. The transcript has 4 exons. The annotation marks the transcript as partial. NCBI's taxonomy places the organism in Eukaryota, Viridiplantae, Chlorophyta, Chlorophyceae, Sphaeropleales, Selenastraceae.